GCGUAUGUGCUCUGUUCCGCUUUGACGUGAAGAGGUCAACGAGGAAGUUGUGUUUACAAACAAAUUUGGCGGAGUGUUCCUCUCCACACACGAUUGUUAAAGAUCAUGACAUAACCUUCCUUUGAACGUUAGGUGCAAUAGAUGGACGAGGAGGUGAUCGGCAAGAGGCAUGAUGACUCUAGUACAGGGGCCUGACAUUUCACUGGAAAAAGAUGACAGUGGACGGAUAGAUGUUGACUUCCUUCUGCCAAAUGGAGUCCUCAUUCCCAUGCGCAUUGACUUCUUCACCUCUCUGGAUCUUAUCAAAAGAUCCCUAUGGCGAGAAGUGGAGAAGUAUCCUUUGCAUAGCAAGCUCAAACGAGAAGAUCACUACAGCUUUUUGUUUGUCAACAGAGUUGGUGAAAAGGAAGAGAUUUUGGAUGAGAGCCAGAACCUUAAUGAUGUUAGGCCCUUCUGGCCUGCUUUAAAAUUGGUGGAGAAGAAACCAAAUGGAGGGACCCAGACUCUAGAACGCACUGUCAAUAAUCUCAUUGGGAAAGGGCCACAAAAACAUGAUUCCUUCCAGCCGGCAGAGAUUGACUUUUUCCGCAAACAGAUGGAUGAGCUUUGCCAGGAAAUAAUAACAACAAGGAGAGGGCAGACAGCCAUGGAGAAGUUUCAAUGGCGUCAUCCUGUACGGCUACGGAGUUCUCCACAGGUGCCAUCACAGCUGGAAAGUCGCCUUGACAAUGGGCACAUUGUCAUAGAAGUUAACUGGCAAAGCUCAGAGAACACUAGUACAAAGCUGAAGCUGAGUGCCCAGUGCUACCCACUAGAUGCUGUUCAUAUGUGUCUGUCCAAACGAGCAUCUAUCACAGGAGGACCAGUGGCAGACAAAAAUGAUUAUAUGCUGAAAGUUUUUGGACUGGAUGAGUACAUCUAUGGAGACUAUCCUUUAAUUCAGUUCAAGUAUGUCUACCAGUGCCUAGUGAAAAACAUAGCACCACAGUUUUGGCUUGUCUUAAAAGACACUCUUCCAGAUAUAGCACCCCCUGUUCCAACUCGCCCCCCACGGCCAGGAACACAGGCACCUACAGCUGUGCCAGAGCAGCAGAGGGAUGGAGAAUACUGUGUAUGGAAUGUUGGUGCUCCCUUUAGCCUUAGCAUUACAGGACUGUCCAAAGUGCAGCUAUCUGACAGUGUCAAGGUGAAGCUGUACAUUGGACUUUACCAUGGUAACGAGGCAUUGUGUGAAGUCAAGGAGACUGGUGAGCUAUCUGUUCAAGAUGGUAGCUGCAAUGUCAAAGCAGAGUUAUCCUUUGCUAUCUCUGUGGCAGACAUUCCUCGUUGUUGUCGUCUGUGUUUCACUUUAUAUGCUGCAGCCAAGAAGAAUGCAAAGGAUUUCAAUCCAGUUGCAUGGAUGAACACACCUGUGUACGAUUUCAAGGGACGUUUGCCCCGUGGGGAUAGGGUUCUGCCACUCUGGCCAUUUGAAGCCCUUCAGCUUGAUGAUCUAUGCUAUCCUAUUGGAACGGUGGCUAUGAACUCGCUGGGCCAUGAUGCAACAACACUGUCCAUUAACUUUCCUGACUACAACGUCAGGUCAUCGAUAGUGUACCCAGCCUACCAUGCUGUGAAAGAGUUUGCCGCUGAAAAGAUGGAGCCCGAGGGAACACCAGGUUCACCUUACAUGAAGGUGAGCAAGCUUCAUCUGGAGCAACUGCAUACUGCCCUGCAGCAGGAGGAGCUUUUUGAGCAGGACAAGGACCUUCUCUGGGUGCUGCGGUAUGAGAUUCGUGAACGGUUCCCUCACCACCUCUCCAAGCUUUUGCAGGCAGUCAAAUGGAGCAGUCAUGUCGAUGUUGCCAAGGUUGUAAUUCUAAUUGAAUCUUGGCCUCGGCUACCUGUGGACUAUGCUUUGGAGCUUUUGGACUGUGAAUUUCCUGACUAUCAUGUCCGCAAGUUUGCAGUGGAGUGUUUGAAUGAUGCAUUAGGAGAUGAUGAGUUAUCACAGUAUCUGCUACAGCUGGUUCAAGCUAUCAAAUAUGAAACAUACCUAAGUUGCCCUCUUGUGAAGUUUCUCCUGACACGGGCACUGAAAAAUGAACACCUGGGACACAAGCUUUUCUGGCUUCUCAAGUCAGAAAUGCACAAUCCAGCAGUAAUGGUACGAUACUCCUUGAUCCUGGAGUCAUAUUUACGAGCUAACCGAGAACACCUGCUGGCACUGGUCAAACAGAAAGAUGCCCUGAGCAAACUCACAUUUGUCAAUCAGCUUAUCAAAAUGGAUCGCUACAGGCUGGAGGACCAGAAAUCACGUGAACAAGCACUGACAGACAUGAGGUCUGUGCUGAGCCAAAAGAAUUAUGGAGUGAUUCUUUCAGAUCUAUACAGCCCCUUGUCUCCUCUUUUCAAGCUCCAGAAACUGGAGGUAUCACAAUGUCGAGUUAUGAACUCCAAGAAACGUCCUCUGUUCCUUGUGUGGUCUAAUGCGGAUCCUGUUGGCCCUGACAUUUGUAUUAUCUAUAAGAAUGGAGAUGAUCUUCGUCAAGACAUGCUGACAUUACAGAUUUUACAACUCAUGGACCACAUCUGGCAAGCAGAGGGUCUUGAUCUCAGAAUGAACCCAUACAUGUGUAUUGCCACUGGGCCGGAGCAGGGUUUGAUAGAGGUGGUGACAGAAGCCCAGACCAUUGCUGACAUCCAGAAAUGGUACAAGAAUAAUGCAUUUGACAAGCGUGCCUUGUUUGAAUGGCUGAAAACCAAUCACCGCACUGAAGAAAGUCUUGACCGAGCCGUGGAAGAAUUCAUGCUGUCAUGUGCUGGCUACUGUGUGGCAACAUAUGUUCUUGGCAUUGGUGACAGACACAAUGACAACAUCAUGAUGAAGAAAUCUGGACAGCUAUUCCACAUUGAUUUUGGUCACUUCCUUGGAAACUUCAAGAGUAAGUUUGGAAUGAAGCGUGAGAGAGUUCCUUUUGUUCUCACCACACACUUUGUGCAUGUCAUCAAGAAGGGAGAAACUAACAACUCCAACUUUGAGAGGUUCCAAGAGACCUGUGAGAAAGCCUACCUUAUACUGCGAGCAAAAGCCCACCUUCUGAUCUCUCUCUUUAUGAUGAUGUUGUCCUCUGGGAUUCCUCAACUCACCUGUCGUAAAGAUGUAGACUACUUAAAGGAAACUCUGGUGCCACACCUGUCUGAAGCUGAUGCCAGAGAACAUUUUCGUGCAAAGUUUAAAGAGGCACUGAAAAAUUCCUGGACAACAAGUGUAAACUUCUGGUUCCACAUCAAGGCCAAAGACUAAAUGCAUCUUAAAGCCAUAGAACUUCAAGACUGAAUAUGUGUGUGUGUGUAUAUAUAUAUACACACGCAUACAUAUGCAUUUUUUUCUGAGUUACUGUUAAAAAAACCCGACAUCCUUAAAAGAGACUGUUAUUUGAUUUCUUCUCCAGAACUUUCCAGAAUAUGCUGCCAUAGGAGGAUCACCAGAACAAACCAAAUUGUAAUGAUUGUAAUGAUUACAUUUCUGAAGGAUUUGUGGUGCUUUGCAGUCAGUGUUUCUGCUUGAAGGAGGUAUUGUCAGAUCAGCAGCACCAGUCACAAGACAUUGCUGAGCAUACAAUGGAAUGAUUCCCGGUUUCUUUACACAUUUAGAGAAGCAAUUGAUCAAAACUGUGUUUCAGCAAUGUGUUCAUGGGUUAUAGGAUGUGUACAUGCAUGUGCUGUGCUUGUGUUUAAGUAGGCAUGUCUGUUUUUGCAUGAGUCUCCAAGCAUAUGAAUGUGAAUAUGGAAAUAAUGUCUAUUAAACAGUCAUUCACAUUCAUCAAAACUCCUCAUCAAAUCUGAGGUCAUGAGACUGUUCCAUGUUGAAUAGAAUAACUUUACUGUCUGAUAUUAACUUUUUGUAAAAGAUAUUUGGACUAAAGAAAAUGAGCACAAGAUUAAUAAAAUAAUAAGAUACUCAAACUGUUUCUCAGAACAAUUUUAAUGACUCAUGACCCAACGAUCAAGAAACAAAAUAAGAUAUAGUUAUCAUACCAGUUUAAGCAUACAAAGAUUGUUAUGUUACCAGAAAAGUGAAUUUUUUAUGACUGUGUGAUAUGUUUAUCUGCCUGAAGUAAAGAAUUAUAUUUAUCAUAAGAAAAUAACUUUGUGCUUUUAACCAUUAAAAUAUGAUGUUGGAAGCUGCUAGCAAUAUCACUUCUUCCAGAAAUAACACAUAGUAUGUUAAUAGCAUCAUAAACAUAUUGAAAAAAACCUUGGUUAUAAACCCAGGCUGUUUGUAGGCUGUGUAUGCAUUUGUGUGUGUCAUUAACUUGAGCACAAGAAUACUUUGCAUUCAAUUGUUUUUUUUUUUGUAAGUUCUUUCUGGAACCUCUAGUAUUACUAAUGCAUUUGUUUUGUCAGGCAGGAUGACUAGAAGUUGAUUGCUUUUCAAUAUUUAGAGUGGAUGUUAUGUACUCUGUUAUCUGAUUUACCUGUCUGUAUGACUGAAAAUUACUAGAUUUUUAUGGAAAUGUUUUUGAAAGUAAAUUUAGUACAACAGUAGGCUUACAUGGUUAAAUUUAUCAGAGCGAAUAGUUUAUCCAGUUUUACUGUUGCAUGUCUUUCUUAAGGGAUGAUUUAGCAUACUGUGAUUGUCUGCUUAACGUGACACAACUUUGGGUUAUACUUUGUGAUAAUUUACUGCAGCAGAUAUAUUAUAAAUAAGCCUGUUUGAAGAGAUUUGUGCCUGCAAUGUUAUCAGGUGAGCUGCUAACUCUGCUAAUUUAAUCAAACUUAUUAUAACAUUUUUACAGAAGUUCUUCCUUUUGUUUGAGAAAAGAUAUAGGGUUUUGCAUCUUUCUUCCCAGUUUGUGACAAUUCAUGAGGAUGUGAACUAUGGUCUGUUCGGAGUGUACACGAAAAUGUAUGAUGGUCGGUUGAUGAAACUGAAUAGCAAGAUGGUUAAUGAACCAUUUUGAAAUGAUCAUACAGUUUCAGUUUCCAUGAAUAGAACAUCAACAGAAAUGGAAAACUUUAUCCAAGAUGACAUAAAAGGUAUCACAUCAAGAUAACAUGUUUAUGCUUUUAUAAACUCUAAAAUUGUUCAGCAGGUGAUUUCAGCAUGUAGUUAUUUUAUUUAAAUACAAAAUCUGCUUCCAACCGAAGUGCUUUAAGAGAUGGCUACCUCAAGUAAAAGUAUUUUUUGUUUUUGAAUUAAGUAAUUUUUUCCCUAUUUGUCAGCAACUAGACAGACUGUAGUUUAAGUGUUAAUUUACAUGCAGCUACAGUGUUUUUAGUGUGCUCUACAUGAAGUUUCUAGAAAGGCAUAAAUAUUUUGACUGAUACCUUCAUUUUGGAGGAUUUUAACUCUUUGUCACAUUCCACUAGAAGCAGUUCUGCAAAUGUUAUGAGUAGGUAAAUAAAUAUUAUAGAAAUGGCAUUUGAUCCCAUUCACAUUCCAGAACUGGUAAGAACAAAAUAUUCAUGAUGUCAACCAUAUGCACAUUAGGAUGGAUCUGUUAGAAUGUGGUAAACAGUAGUUGCACAGGUUUUAACUGUAAUAGCUUUCAGCAGAUACCCAUGACUAGAUGUUGGUGUGUAGGAUCUGCUGCUUGUGUGUUGUGGUAAAAUGUCAUGAUUAUAUAUAUAUAAGAACACCUAAUAUGAAAGCAGUUAUGGUUUAUCAACACUGAUCUUUAUUGGGUUAAGCAAUGUUGAAUGAGUUGGCAAAAAUCAAAAUGUGAAGAUAAAUGUGCUGGAGGUGUUCUUUCUAAAUAAAACAUUCUCCACGAAGCGCCAGUUUCACAAGUUCAGUUAUAGCACAAAUAAACUCUUUUGCACAGAAGUUACAAAACUAAUUUUAGAUUAUUACAAGUGUAGUUGCACUCCAGGCACAAUAAUACAUUCAGUGACUUCGAUGUUACUUUAUUUUAUUUCCACUGAUUUGCACCUGUAUUACAGGACCUUGUUAUUACACGUUAAUGAAACCAGCGACAGAAACAAAUCUAUGCAAACGAAGAUAACUUGUUUUCGUUAUAUCAAUUUCAAGCUGAGAAAUGUUUGGGUUUUCUUUUGGUUUGUACCUCUCCUUAAUUGUCAGAUGCUCUCAUACUUGCUUGAGGCAUUUCAUGUAUUCAUGAUUUUAUGAGGUAAAACCAUCUUGUAUUACCUCUUCAGGAAAACAAAACCUGGAGGGUGGGUGGGGAGAAAGCAGGGACAAAUGGGCACCAAAUCGUGUCUUCUAAAAUGUGUCAUGUCUUAUACAAUGGGAACUUAUUUUCCUCUUGUGGAAGGUCUGUAAGAUUCUCACUGGUGUUGAUACUUGUUGAAAUUCUGGUUAUCUGCUAGAAACUGUGCAACUCAAGUAAGCUACGUACCAUAAUAAAAGCCCACAUCUGUUAUACAUCGUUGUUCGUUUUUCAUGGCUUAUUAUUAUUAAAAAAAUGGUGCUUAUGUUUUUCUUUCACUAUCUUGCGUGUGUGUACAUACAUGCUUGCUAUACGAGUCAUAUGUCACAUUCAUUCAGAUGGCAUACAUAGUUUUAUUUUAUGGAUUCCGAGACCAAAAGUUUGCAAAAAAUACAAUAUGUACUGAUGGCCUGAUCUAUCCCACAAGACUUCUCUGUUAACACACAUCCUAUACAGUUUGUGAACUUUACAGUUCAUGAUAAUGGGUAGUUUUUUUCUUACCACCAGUAUUUUUAAGUAGAACUCUCUACUUGAUAAAGUCUGUUGAUAAAUAUAUCAUGAAGUUUGUUCAUACUGCUAAUGAAUUAAAGUGACACAUAGUUCUUAAACUUUAUUUGCUGACUAUUCAAUUAUUGUUAUCAAAUGGAAGGGUACCAGGCAACUAUUUUUAUGUUCUAUUCAUGCAAUUCAUUUUUGAAGACAUUUUUUUUUUAAAUUGAGAGCAUUCACACUAUUGUUUGUACACAUUACUGCACCAAAUAAUCUAUGCAGGUUAAAUAUGAUAUGCCUUCCUCUACCAGUCCAUCAAAAUGUCAUAUUUAUGCAAAUAUCAAUAAAACAUUGUUGAGA
Molecule: messenger RNA, 7004 nt
Organism: Pomacea canaliculata
Lineage: Eukaryota; Metazoa; Mollusca; Gastropoda; Architaenioglossa; Ampullariidae
Product: phosphatidylinositol 4,5-bisphosphate 3-kinase catalytic subunit beta isoform-like
Exons: 24
Coding region: 170-3286 (1038 amino acids)
Biological process (GO): phosphatidylinositol 3-kinase/protein kinase B signal transduction; phosphatidylinositol-mediated signaling; cell migration
Cellular component (GO): phosphatidylinositol 3-kinase complex; cytoplasm; plasma membrane
Molecular function (GO): 1-phosphatidylinositol-3-kinase activity; 1-phosphatidylinositol-4-phosphate 3-kinase activity
Source: RefSeq, a predicted model, not a curated record